Molecule: messenger RNA, 4562 nt
Organism: Macrobrachium nipponense
Lineage: Eukaryota; Metazoa; Arthropoda; Malacostraca; Decapoda; Palaemonidae
Product: endothelial zinc finger protein induced by tumor necrosis factor alpha-like
Exons: 8
Coding region: 54-2078 (674 amino acids)
Biological process (GO): regulation of transcription by RNA polymerase II
Cellular component (GO): nucleus
Molecular function (GO): RNA polymerase II cis-regulatory region sequence-specific DNA binding; DNA-binding transcription activator activity, RNA polymerase II-specific
Source: RefSeq, a predicted model, not a curated record
CUGUAUUUCAGUAGCACUUUUCACAAGCCCUUAGUCCCGGGAAAUGCGGUCCCAUGCUAUUGUUUGAUAAAGGCUUAAUAAAUGACCAAUUGUUACAGGUAGUGACCAGAAACAUGGAUGAAAAUACAGACAUUGCCACCACUGUUAGUCAAGUGGUGGAAGAUGCUAAAAUGCAAGUUUUAGUUAUUGAACGACCAAGACCAUCAUUAUCCUUAUCAUCACUAGUUUGCUUGAUCUGUGAUCGUGUUAUCAAGAAUUCAGCUGAAAACUAUGUUGAAGACCUCUUCCAGGAAUCAAGUGUUACUUCUCAUACACAUCAGAAGCUCUCUGAGGUGCUGUCUUCCAUAGUAAAGUCACCUUUGGAUAGUUCACAGGUUUUUUCGAAAGCCCUUUGUCGUAGAUGCUUCAGGCUUCUCGAUGAACUUGAUAACAUCCAGCAGAGAUCAGUAAUUAUAAAAAACAACAUUGAAGGAUGGUACAACCGCACUCUUCUAAAGAGACUAAAUGUCCCGCAGCCUGCUGAAAUGGGUGCAAUGGAGCUAGAUCCACCCUCUGAAGACGAAGAAUCAGACGAGAGGGUGAAACCGGACCCCAUUGAUGAUAUUGAGGAUGAUGACCCAAUGGGAGAUCACCUUUUACCAGAAGAUCAGGGAAUAACAGCAGAUGAUCCUGAGUUCAACCCAGCAUAUGAUUACGAAUGGAGUAAAGGCCGGAUAAGAGGCCGAGGGAGGGGAAGAGGCAGGGGUCGGGGUAGAGGAAGAGGACGAGGUCGAGGAAGGGGUCGACCUCCAAAAUACCCAAAGUCAGAGGGAGGCAGUGCCUCUGCAAUGGGAGUGUCCUUGGGUGAAAAACUGGGACAACUCGUAACCAAGAUUUUGGGGAAUGAUGCAGAAGAAAGGGCAGCUGAGAGAGAACAGCUAACUUCUACGUCCGACAAUGAGGAAGCAACGGCAAGUGUCAAAGACGAUGGAUCUUCUGAAAAGGUUCUUGUUGAAUAUACUUCUAUCAGCACCCUUAGGGAAGAUGGAGAAUCUGACAAGUACAUGAAACAGUUAUCUAAGAGCUUUGCAACAACUUCAAAAUCAGGAAAAGGAUUAUUUAAAAACAAAAAGCAUUUUUGUAACUUGUGUAGACUUACUUUUGAGUAUGCACAAGAUUACAAAGACCACAUGAAGACUCAUAGCAGCUAUGAAUGUGCUAUAUGUGGCAAACUUGUUGCUAAACGUGGCAUGCUGACACAGCACUAUGUUAAGUUCCAUGGUUUAAAGAUAAAUCCAGAGUCGGAGCAUCUUUGCUGGGUGUGCGGGAAGCAGUACCAAUCUAAAACAGCUGUUACUUAUCACAUUGCAACAGCUCAUAAUGAUGCAAGGUUGACAUGCAAUCAGUGUGAUAAAGUCUUCAAGCACAUAAAAAAUUUAAAAGCCCAUAUGAAGCGUCAUGGGGAAAAAAUGGCAGCUUGUGACAAGUGUUCAGCAAAGUUUUAUACCACCUCAGAAUUAGGGUACCACUAUAAUUCAGUGCAUCAGAAUGCUAGGUGUUGGAAAUGUGAAAUAUGUGGAAGGGAGUUCAGUCGUGCAAGUAUAUAUUCCAGUCAUUUAGAAAAGCACAAACAAAAGACAUACGAGUGCACAAUCUGUUACACACGCUUUAGACGUAAAGCGCAUGUUGAAAUGCACAUGAAACAGCACAACAAUUCUUCAGAUCUUGUGCCUUCUCUUAAAGAUAAGAUUAAAAAAUAUCUUCGGUGUAAUAACUGUAAUGCCUUGUUUGACAGCCAGGAAUUAAAGGACAGUCAUCUUUGUGGUGAACAGAGACCUACUGUGAGAUCAGCAGAAGUUAUUUGUAAUGACUGUCAUGUUACAUUUCCUUCUAAACAUGAUAUGAGUGCACACAUUUGUCGCCAGAAUCCAGGUCCUGUAUUGGUAGAGCCUGCUCAAGUAGGAGAAAAUGUUCAAAUUUACGCUGAACCAGGAAAUAUAGAACCUGGAUCAAUUGGAAUGGGGUCAGAUGAAUGGGAUACUUGUUUUGUGGUGUUUUCUGAAAACAGUGUUUCUGGAACAAGUGAGUUAGUACUUUAGGAAAAGUGAGGUGCCUUGUUUGGCUGUAAUGAAUAUUAACAAUAAGUGAUAUUAGUAACAUGAAAAUGAAAGAAGAAUAUCAGGUACAAGAAUCAUAGCAGAGCACUUCAAGUUUCCAUUCACACUUAAUAAUAACCAAAAAGAUACAUUCAGAUCCUCAUGAUUUAAUUUUAAAACUUGCUCAAAUCUUUUGAUAAUGAAAUCUAGUAUUAUUGUAAAAUGUUAAUAAUUCCUUUAACUACUUUGCUGUGCUAUUCUUUUCCUGCUUAAUAUUCUUUUGUUACUCCUUAUUCCAGUAUUAUUAUUAUUGUUUUUUGUUCAUGCUCUGUUCUUAUCAUUCUUUUUCAUACUUUCCAUUACCCUGCCUUACACUCCUUGGCUUGUUGUUCAUUCAGCUCUGGUGUGUAAGUUUUCCAUCUCUUUUUGUUUUAAUUUCCUUCCUUUCCUCUCACCUUUCACAUUUAUCGUUUCUUCUUUGAGUGCUCAAAAUACAAAGUACGUAGUCGCAUUCACCUGACAUAAGUUAGUGGCAGGUUUGUGUAACCCUGUAACAGUUACUCUUCUUUAAGCUACCAUUUUAAAUGAAAGAAUUGUAACUUUACUGUCAUCUCAGACACAUAAAUUCAUGUCUGGCAUCAAGUUAUUAGCCUAGUAAGAGAAUAAAAUUAUUUCUUUACCACUCUAAUUCAACCUUUGGUUUCAAGUUAAGUUAGUUGUAAGUUAUUGUAACGUAUAGAUUCAAACUGAAAAUUUUAGUUCUUAUUGUAUAUGUGGCAUUUUAUAUACCUGUCAUUUGUGUUUUGUUGUGGUCACUUAUGUACAUAGUACUGUUCUUAGCACUUUGUGAUAUGAGAUAUAAUUUUGCAAUGACUUUUGCAUAAUGUUAUUUUUAUAGAAUAAUUUUAAACUUUUAUACAGAUUUUAAUACAUUUACAAUAAUUUUUUAAAGGACCAUAAUUUACCCUGAUGUUUACAUUAUUAUUAUAUUAUUAUUAUUUUUGCUAUACAAUAUUAGGGUUAUACAAGAAAGAGUUGGGGCAAUAAUAAUAUUUUGUUUGGCAAAGAGAGGCUUACCCCAGGUGGUAAUGCCCUUGAACCCUAUGGUAAUUAAGACACUGGAAGUACAAAAAAAAGGAAUACUAUGUAUAAAGAUAGACAGAUAGAUAAAUUGACCAUUAAAAGGGAAAUGUAGUGGAGUGUAGGUGACAUCAAAAUUAUGAUGAAGAUAAGCUAAUCAACACUAGGUGAAAGAGUAGGUGGGUCAUUGUCAUUAUAACUAUCAAAUAUAGUUUAACCAGACCACUGUAUCAUGUCUGCAGACUUAUAAGGCUGUCCCAAAGUAUUUGUUCUUGAAUGGUAAGAACAGUAAGUAAAAAUUCAAACAAGGCAAAUUGACACUGACUGCUAAGUAAGCACCAAGGAGAAUGGAUGAAUAAUAUGCAAAAAGUUAAGAAGCUAGGGAUGAAAAGAUGCUGUAAAGAACGAAAAGUAGCUUAUAAUGUACUGGGAUUGGAAACCAUCACCAUAAAUGUGGUACGUAUUUUGUACGAUAAACAGUGAGCAUAAAACAAGCAAGAUCAACGUUUGUUGAGGGAUUGUACAUUUACAUGAGAAGUGAGCGUAUUGGUUAAAACAUACCUGGGAAUCUAGAUGACACAUGCAGGGAGAAAUUACUUCCCUGUGGAUGACAGAAAAAGAUGGGUUUUCUUUGGAACUUUUGGGGCACUAAUAGGCAUACAUAUGAUUAACUGGUUUUUAUGAAAAAAGAUUGUUGUAAAGUGGUUUUACUCUUCUUUUUUUUCUAGUUUAAAGCUAAUUUUCUUGAUCAAGUUGAAAAAUUAGACAAAACAUUUUAGUAAAUAUAAAGUUGUUAUUUUGCACUUUCUACUUUAUCCUUAUUUUUCUUUUUGUGGAUGAAAAGAAACAAUGAUCUGUGGUUUUAUUUUGCUCAAAGGCUGUAAGUUUUUUAAGCUCAGAGCGUUUUAUGAUGAUGUGCUUUGGUUCAUGAUACUCAACAAACAGUCUGCAAGUGUGACAGAUGUGGACAAUCAAAUUUUACCUAAGUAUUGGUCUUAUUGGAGUGUCCUUUCAAUACUUAUGAUAUGGCUCCCAGGAGUUAUAUAAUUUUUAUUUAUACAAAAUCUAUAUUAUUAUUAUGUAAAUUUCAUAUAGAAGUCAUGUGUUAUAUAAAAGUGCUGCAAGCCUUUAAGCUUCUUUGAACAUUAUUGACUUGUAUACAUGGGCUGUGAUCAUAACUUUAUUGUAUAAAGAUGGAGAAAGGUUUGAGUGACGCCAUGUUUUUUCUUUUUUGUGAUUCACUUAUUGGGGAGAAGUCCUAACAGGGAAUUCCAAUAAUCUCUCUCCUUUUGUUGUCAUUUAAAAUCUAAAAGUCCUACCUCUCAUCUUAUAUUAAGGGCAGUUUUUGAAGAAGCCUAACUGUAUAUGUGAAGGUGAUACAUAGACCGUUUUCUGAAGGUAUCAUUG